AGGGAAACCUACUUUGUAUGGCAGCCUGACUUGUCAAGGAACUGGCCUUGAUGGCAUCCCAGAGGUUACAGCUUCGGAAGGAUUUAUUGUGAAUGAAAUAAACAAGGCCCUGAUACAAUUCUUAUCUUCCAACAUCAUUGCUAAUUUCUGCUGUGUACCUGCGGGGUCAGACAAAAAGCAUUCAUAUUUCAUGUCCAAAGGAAAAUGCAUCUUCAAAGUUUUUGGCACCAUACACUAAUUUUUCCAGAAUUCAUACAAAGAGUAUAACAUGCCUGGACAUUUCCAGUGGAGGAGGCCUUGGUGUGUCUUCUAGUGCUGAUGGGAGCAUGAAAAUCUGGCAGGCUUCCAAUGGAGAGCUCAGAAGAGUAUUGGAAGGACAUGUGUUUGAUGUGAAUUGUUGCAGGUUUUUCCCAUCAGGCCUUGUGGUUCUGAGUGGGGGAAUGGAUGCCCAGCUGAAGAUUUGGUCAGCUGAAGAUGCUAGCUGUGUGGUGACCUUCAAAGGUCACAAAGGAGGUAUCCUAGAUACAGCCAUUGUUGAUCGGGGAAGGAAUGUGGUAUCUGGUUCUCGGGAUGGAACAGUGAGACUUUGGGAUUGUGGGCGCUCUGCCUGCCUGGGAGUCAUUGCAGACUGUGGUUCUUCUAUCAAUGGAGUGGCUGUGGGUGCUGCUGACAACUCCAUCAACCUUGGCUCCCCUGAGCACACACCCAGUGAACGGGAGGUUGGAACAGAAUCGAAAAUGCUGCUGCUGGCCCGGGAAGAUAAGAAGCUUCAGUGCUUGGGACUACAAAGCAGGCAGCCGGUAUUCCUCUUUAUUGGCUCAGAUGCCUUCAACUGCUGUACUUUUCUCUCUGGCUUCUUGCUGUUGGCUGGGACACAGGAUGGAAACAUUUAUCAGCUGGAUGUGAGGAGUCCAAGGGCUCCAGUACAAGUCAUUCACAGAUCAGGAGCGCCAGUUCUGUCCCUGCUGAAAUUUAAAGACGGAUUCGUUGCUAGCCAAGGUGAUGGAAGCUGUUUCAUUAUCCAGCAAGACUUAGACUAUGUCAUUGAGCUCACCGGGGCUGACUGUGACCCUGUGUACAAGGUGGCCACAUGGGAGAAGCAGAUCUACACAUGCUGUCGAGAUGGUCUUGUGCGGCGCUACCAGCUCUCUGACCUCUGACUCCUUGGAAAGAGAGUCCCAGUUAAUGAAAAUGAUUGACCCUGAUCAACAUUUAGCAGAAACAUCAUCAAUCCUUUCCAAGGACCAUGCUGUUUAUUGUCUUGGGCACUCUUUGGAAGUCACAGAAAGGCAGCUGCAUUGGCCAUGUGGAACUGUCAUUCCAUAACAAGACUUCUCUGAACUGAGUAGGAAGUUCAUAUGUGCUUACUGCAUUUGCCCUAACUUUUCUGUGUAUAAACUCAUCCUAGCAACACUGGGCAAGGCUAUGGAUUGAUUACAGUUUGGUCACACACCUGUUGUGUUAAAUGUUUACAGGACCAGAGGACAAAAGCCUGUUCGCUGAAGGAAAUAAAGAAAAUAUGUUUGGAGGAGUCUGAAUUUGAAAAACUUUGUUAAAUACUCUUACUCCAGCAAAAAGUCGGUCAGGCUGAUGGAACUCCUUUCUCGGGUGCUUCCUGUUGCCCUGGCCAUAGAGAAGGACUGCUCGACAGUAGCAGUAAAUAUCCCAUAAGCAGCAACCUGGGAAGAUUUUUAU
Molecule: messenger RNA, 1695 nt
Organism: Molossus molossus (Pallas's mastiff bat)
Lineage: Eukaryota; Metazoa; Chordata; Mammalia; Chiroptera; Molossidae
Gene: PAAF1
Product: proteasomal ATPase associated factor 1
Exons: 11
Coding region: 327-1160 (277 amino acids)
Molecular function (GO): protein binding
Source: RefSeq, a predicted model, not a curated record